UUCUACCGGCAAGCCCCGGCCUUUUGUCCCUCAGCAAUACUGCCGAAUCGUCUUUGACCACCUGCAUGGAAUCUCACACCCGAGCAUCCGAGCCACCGUCAAGCUGAUUACUGACCGCUUCAUUCGGCACAAGGUGCGCUCCCAGAUCCAUCAGUGGGCCAAACAUUGUAUCACUUGCCAAACCAGCAAGAUUCACUGUCACACGAUUAUCAUGCCCGGUACGCUUGUUGUUCCAGACGCUCGUUGCAGACAUGUUCACUUUGACAUUGUUGGAGCCUUGCCUCCCGCCAACGGUUUUGUCUACUUAUUGAUAUGUGUUGAUCGUUAUACGCGUUACCCACUUGCCGUGCCUUUACGUGAUGCUUCUACAGAAACUGUGGCGCGAAUGUUCAUUGAAAAUUGGAUUUCCAUUUUUGACUCGCUAGUCACUAUUACUAACGAUAGAGGGCCCCAAUUCAAUUCGGCCUUGUUUCGUGACAUGAACCGCUUGCUUGGCUGUUCCCACCUACGGACAACCGCCUAGCCCCCAGGCUACUAAUGGCAGUGUUG
Molecule: messenger RNA, 549 nt
Organism: Dicrocoelium dendriticum
Lineage: Eukaryota; Metazoa; Platyhelminthes; Trematoda; Plagiorchiida; Dicrocoeliidae
Source: the annotation of a GenBank genome assembly